CGAGACCGCAAAUUCCAAUCGCAGCCAGGCAUGCGGACGCUGACGUGCCCGUGCAAGGCCCGCAAGUGCGACGAGUGUAAGGGCUGCGUCAAGUGCCAGUGUCACUGCCAUGGACCGCCACCGCGCCUGCCGCCCGAGAUGCGGCCCCAGAAGGUCAAGAAGCCGCCCAAGGUCCGGACGCCACGCGCCAAUAACGGCGACGAGCCGACGCCCAAGCGACGCCAGUUGACCAUGGACGAGCUCAUGCAGCCGCGGCGACGGGCAUCGAGCGGCGACAAGAAAGCUGCCGAAGAGACCCAGGACACGCCUGAGGAUGCUGCGGACGAUAUCGAGGACGUGCAGCCGCGCCGAUCGUCCCGGUCGCAGGGCGUCGCGGACCAAGGAGACGAGCCAGACACACUCGCCGUCGCAACUGACGAGACUCUGACCGCGGAUGCUGCGGAUGCAAGUGUGGUCGACAAUGGCGAGAGCACUGCCGCCGAGCCGGUGCCUGAAGAGCCAGUGGUCAUGCCCGAACCAUUGAGCCUCGAAGACCAGCUGCAAGCACUCAUGGAUCGCAGAGAAACCGAGGCGAGUGAGCUCGCGGCGCUCGAGCGGCAGAUCUUUGAGCUCGAAGGCGCGUAUCUUCGGCGCAACCAGCACGCCGGCAACAUUGCCAAGGGCUGGGCGCCGGCGAAACUCUUCAUUGCAGAAGUCGUGAAGGACCAGCUCAUGGAGCUCGAGCUCUCGGGCGAGAACCCGCCCGACAUGACGCAAGCCGAAGAAGAUGCCGUGAGUCAGCAGCGUAUCUUUUCGUUCUCGUCCACGUCGUCGCCCGCCGAGCUUUUGGCGCAGCAGUGGGUCGAGCACAAGUCGUCGGACGAGUUGUUGGCCUUGCGCCUCGCCUCGGCACCGCCCAGCCGCGCGCUACGGAAGCGAGACCUCGCAGUGGACACGAAUGAGACCGAACGGUCGCCGCGCUCUCUCGACGAAGGCACCUCGUCGUCGGCCAAACCCCGGUCCAAGUCGAAGCGAAAGAAAUAGCUGUAUUAUCAAAUCAAUCCAAACCUAUCCAGUGUCAACUAUCCAACA
Saprolegnia diclina VS20 is the source of this 1071-nucleotide messenger RNA. RefSeq lists its product as hypothetical. Lineage: Eukaryota; Oomycota; Saprolegniomycetes; Saprolegniales; Saprolegniaceae. The transcript has a single exon. Bases 31 to 1023 code for a protein of 330 amino acids. The record is from RefSeq and is a predicted model, not a curated record. Gene Ontology annotation, cellular component: histone acetyltransferase complex.